UGACGUCAGACGGUGGAAGAGAUAGGGGUAGGCGUGACUUGCGCUUCUGCUGCAGCGGAGAAUGACAUGAGGAUGAGAGAGAUACCGACAGCCAGACGCAAAAGGCUGUCUUGUCAAGGGGUAGAAACAAACCAUACGUAAAAGGACUGAAUAACCCAAAUUCACAGAGCGAUGGGAAAUAAUGACUGAAAUCACCAAGUCUUGUGUGUGACCCCUGUGUGAGUCCUCCGUGCGUCCACCCUCUCUCCGACCCGCUCGAGCCAUGGACUAAAGCAACGCCAACGUGGACACUGCCAUGGCGAUGAGGUGGCAACAGAAACACUCUCACUAAGGAUGCGGGAAAUGCAAGUGUGAAGGCUGGCUACUACGAAGGCCACCGCUGCUGGCUGGGCAGCCUUCCCCUAUGAUCACAUGACUCUGGACAUGGACGCGGUCCUGUCAGACUUUGUUCGGUCCACUGGGGCCGAACCGGGUCUGGCACGUGACCUGCUCGAAGGUAAAAACUGGGACCUGAGUGCGGCACUGAGCGACUAUGAGCAGCUCAGACAGGUGCACACGGCCAACCUGCCGCAGGUGUUCAAUGAGGGCCGCUACUACAAACCGCCCGAGCAUGAGAGCCGCUACUACAAGCCGCCGGAGCGCGACUCCACCCCCCAGCACGUCAGCAAGAUGGAGCAGAGCCUGCAGCGGCCGGAGGAGAACACGCAAGAGAAGCGUCUGUCACGGGGUAUCUCCCACGCGAGCUCUGCCAUCAUGUCGCUGGCAAGGCUGCACGUGACGGGCGAGGUGGCGCGCGAGCAGUUUCCGCUGGAGAUGCCCAUCUACACAUUCCAGCUGCCCGACCUCAGCGUCUACAGCGAGGACUUCCGCAGCUUCAUCGAGCGCGACCUUAUCGAGCAGUCCACCAUGGUGGCCCUGGAACAGGCCGGUCGUCUGAACUGGUGGUCCACCAUGUGCACUAGCUGUAAAAAGCUGCUUCCUCUGGCCACCACUGGGGAUGGGAACUGCCUGCUGCAUGCGGCCUCUUUGGGUAUGUGGGGCUUCCAUGACCGGGAUCUGGUGCUGCGGAAGUCCCUGUACGCCAUGAUGAAGAGUGGGGCAGAGCAGGAGGCUCUGAAGAGGCGCUGGAGGUGGCAGCAGACACAGCAGAACAAAGAGUCAGGGCUGGUGUAUACGGAGGAAGAGUGGGAGAGGGAGUGGAAUGAGCUGCUCAAGUUGGCCUCCAGUGAGCCACGCACACACUUCAGCAAGAACGCCAACACCAGUGGCGGGGUGGAUAACUCGGAGGACCCUGUGUAUGAGAGCCUGGAGGAGUUCCAUGUGUUUGUGCUGGCUCACGUGCUGCGGCGGCCCAUCGUGGUGGUGGCUGACACCAUGCUCAGGGACUCCGGAGGGGAAGCGUUUGCACCCAUCCCCUUCGGAGGUCUGUACCUGCCCCUGGAGGUGCCCCCCAACCGCUGCCACUGUUCCCCGCUGGUGUUGGCCUACGACCAGGCCCACUUCUCUGCCCUGGUGUCCAUGGAGCAGAGGGACCAGCAGCGAGAGCAAGCCGUCAUUCCUCUGACAGACUCGGAGCAUAAGCUGCUGGCGCUCCACUUCGCCGUGGAUCCGGGCAGAGAUUGGGAGUGGGGGAGGGACGACAACGACAACACCAAGAUGGCCAAUCUCAUUCUGUCCCUGGAGGCCAAGCUCAACCUGCUGCACAACUACAUGAAUGUAACAUGGAUCCGAAUUCCCUCAGAAACAAGGGCUCCUCUUGCCCAGCCGGAGUCUCCGACCGCCUCAGCGGGCGAGGACGUGCAGUCCCUGGCCGAGUCCAUGGACUCGGACCGCGAGUCAGUUUGCAGCAACUCCAACGUGAAUUCCAACGGCAGCAAGUCCAACGGCAAGGAGAGCAAAGACAAGGACAAGCAGCCGCGCAAGGACAAGGACAAGGACAAAACGCGGGCCGACUCGGUGGCCAACAAGCUGGGCAGCUUCAGCAAGACGCUGGGCAUCAAGCUCAAGAAGAACAUGGGCGGGCUGGGCGGCCUGGUGCACGGGAAGAUGAGCAAGUCUGGCUCGGGCAGCGGCAAUGGCAGUGGCAGCAGCAGCCGUGCGGGAACCGAAAACGGCACUGGAGGUGGAACAGGAGGAACCGGGGAACCCAAAGCCAAGAAAAAGGACUCCAAGGCCCGCAAGGGCAGCAAGGAGGAGUCGGGUCAGUCGGGUCAGUCGGCCAGCACAUCUUCCUCUGAGAAAUGCACCAGCCCAUCGCCCACGGACCGGGCCUCGGGGAGCUCCCCCGGGCCGGGCCAGGGACCGGGCAGCGGGUCAGGGAAGGGCUCCAGCGCAGGCAGCGGGGGGAGCAGUGGCCUGGAGAGCUGGAAGUACAGCACGGACGUGAAGCUGAGCCUGAACAUCCUGCGCGCGGCCAUGCAGGGCGAGCGCAAGUUCAUCUUCGCCGGACUGCUGCUGACCAGCCACCGGCACCAGUUCCACGAGGAGAUGAUCAGCUACUACCUGACCAGUGCCCAGGAGCGCUUCAGCACCGAGCAGGAGCAGAAGAGGAAGGCCGACGCCGACAAGAAGCCCCAGACCAACGGAGGAGGGGUCGCCGUGACGACGAGCACCAUCAGCACCACCACCUCCGCCGCCGUACCCAUCCUUUCCUCGUCCAUCACCUCCGCCCUGAAGCGACCCGAGCAGGAGAGUGUGUUCCAGCGGGAGCGGUCGGACAGCUCGCCCCCCGACAGCUGCUCUCCGCUCCUCCACCCGGCCUUCCACCACCCACCCCCACCCUCAUCCGCAGCUGACCUCAAGGUGCCCGACAGGGGCAGCCCCAUCCUGUCCACCUCCCCCAUCCCCAUCCCCAUCCCAGCCAACACCGCCUCGGCCCCGGCCUCCGCCCCCUCCCCUGUCCCCUCCAUGUCGUCCAUGUCCCCCGUGCCCUUCUCCUCCCCCAGCAACGCUGCUAGGCGGCCCGGCUCGGUGGGCUCCACGGUGGUGGGCCCGUUGGGUCCAGUUCCAGUGUCAGCCCACUACAGCCACACGCCGCCCGUGCAGCGGCACAGCGUGAUCCACCUGCGUGAGGUGGCACGCGAGGAGCCCGUGGCACCGUCCUGCCGGCUGCCGCCCCCUCAGAUGGGCACGCUGAAGACGUGCGCCACGUACCCGCAACAGAACCGCUCGCUGUCCUCGCAGAGCUACAGCCCGUCCCGGCUGCCCAGCCUGCGCACGGCCGCCAACACCACCCACAGUGGGCACGCCGGCUACGGGCACCACGCCGGGCACGCCGUCGGUAGCUACGGGCAUCACCACCACGACUCCCUCCUGUCCUACACCAUGGCGGGCGAGCACAAGUCCCACACCUACACCAACGGCUUCCACAUCAACGACAUCCGCGACUGCCUGGAGUUUGCCGACGACGAGCCCUCCCCUCACGGCCACUGGCUCGGACACCACGACAGAACCAAAGGCAGUGGCGCUGGCAAUGGCGGUACCGGCAUCGGCACGGGUGGACUCGGCCCCGUGGUGGGCACAGCCGGCCGCAGCGGACCAGUGUCCGGUUCCGUCCCUAGUUCUGUCUGUUCUGCGUACUGCUUCCAGCAGCGGCGCUGCAAGCGGGAGAACUGCUCGUUCUACGGUCGACCAGAGACGGAGAACUACUGCUCCUACUGCUACCGGGAGGAGCUCCGCCGCAGGGAACGAGAGGGCAAAACCCACAGAACCGGAUAGCCCACCCACCCACGGGGCAUCUGCCGGACCCUGUAUUUGCCCCUAUUGCCCCUCCUGGAGAACCAGAGUUCCCAAGGGCACCCCUUGGCACUGCUCUGCAGGUAGAUCAGACAGCACCGGCUUACUGGCAUACCACGUCCUACUCUAUUUAAGAACGGCCUCCUUGUAUUCUCGUUGCAUUUCGUCCAGUAGUGAAGGACACUGUAAACAACAACAACAACAACAACAACAACAAACAGGAAGAGCGACAGGAGUCAGUUUACAGCUUUGGCCAGAGGUUGUGCUGUUGCGUUUGUUUGUUUGUACGUUUUGUCGGUUUGCUUUGUUUGUAUGUUUAUGUCUGAUAGAUCUUUUACUUGUUCUAAAGUAAAAGCCCGUCACUGUGCUCAGAGCACCUACUGUAAACUCACCUGUACCUGUGUGUGUGUGUGAGAGAAAUGUAAAAGCAUAUGUCAAUCUCCAUGGAGCUUGCAGUACUUUAGACGAGUCGCUCCAGUUAGAGGUCAAUUUGAAUGCAAUACUUCUCAGCUUAGUCCUUUGAAGUCUCUAUAUUGAAUAAUGUUCUUUUUUUUUCUCUGUGCAUUGCAAAUAAGUCCAAAGGGAGGGAAGUGCACUGCUAAGCAUGGGAAUUUUUUUAAAAAGCAAUAAUUUUGGUGAUGUUAGCACCUCCUCCCCCCUCCCCUCUUUUGUAAUCUAUGCAUCCCACGAGCGAUAAUGAACUUGCCCUGUUAAUUUACCAAUCUAAUUUCAGCCUGAUGUCCAUGCAACAGAGAACAUCACUCUGUGACUGUGUGCUGCUCGGUCUAUGUUGUGGUGUGCAGUGUUGCUCUUAAGAACAUCAGCUUCCAAUGCCAUGGACUGACUGGCUAGGCCUCUUGUGUGAGUGUGUGUGUGCAUGUGUGUGUGUGUGUGUGUGUGUGUGUGUCCGUAUGCUCCAGUCUAUAUCCUGAUAACCCGAUUCAGCUGUUUCUGAAAGUUAACUUAACAUCAACAUAUUAUCAGCUGUAUCUGAUCACCAAUGAUAUUGCAGGUGAUUCUGGUCCAGGUCUGGGCCGGAUGUGGUCCUGAUGAGGCCUAGAUCUGUGAUGGAGUGGUCCGUAAGAGAUGAUCUUAAGAGAUAAUCUGAGUGUAAGAGAAUGGGUAUAAAACGUAAUGUCAAAGUAUAGAAGCCAUAAUAGAUGAAGCGUUAUGUCUUUGAGGGAACCGUACAGGAUCCGUGUAUAAAUGGUAAGGUGUUCUAGCUGAUGUGAUAUUUAGGGAACAUGUUAGGGGUUCAUGUGGAUUAAUGAGGAGUUUUGUCUGAUGUAACACUUACAAAACAUGUUAGGGGUCUGUGUGAAACUGGAAGGAGUUCUACCUGAUGUAGUGUUUAUGAAACAUGUUCAGACAGCUGCGGACUGUAUCUCAGAUCUGGCCAUAGACCCGAAUCAGAUCAGAGCCAGAUCCAGUCGAGACUCCAGAGUGUGUCUGUGUUGUUGGCUGUGGCACAUUGGAGGUCGUUUAUGAUACCCGAUUCCCUGGAUUAUGAGCACUGCCAAGAGAUUUAUGGAAACAAAUCACAUUGGGCUUUUCCAUUCUAAAAAAAUCUAAACCAAAUUUGAGAUGUGCCAAAACUACAACACAGACACAAAAGAAUCACAGCACACAACUACGACACACAUAAAACUUUUAAUUUGUCCUCAGGUACGUUUACAUUGUAAGGCAAUAUAUAUGUAUAACCCAUUUGGCGAAUAAGGUUAAAUCGUGAAAAACUGUCACCAUAUGUUUUUUAACAAGAGUAUUUCAUACUCAACAAAAACAGAUCUCUGUGUCACUGCUUAUUACAAUUGACUGUAGAAAGCCUAACUAGACCAGUAGCGCUCCAUAGAGAAGCAGGUUGCUGUGUGUUAAUGUAUGUGUGUGUGCAACACCAGGAGAUCAGGAGAGCUGGACAAGGCUGUCGCCUUUGAUUUCAGUGCCACUCAGAAACACCACAAGCCUUUUUGUGACAUCAUCAGUGACCAGUGACAUCAUCAGUGCUUUACUGUGAACACUCCCUCUGUCGCCAGGAGAGUAACACCUGACACACCCAACACACCCUCAACCCCUACACACACACACACACACACACACACAAAAGGAAACACUCUCUCAAACACAGAAACACACACACACACCCUUGACUCCUACACACAUACACACACACAGCCAACAGGAAAAGAAACAUCAACACCCAUUAAUCUUUCCAAAUGUGUUCAUGCCGUGGAAUUUGUGAUGUUCACCUGCACUUUCAGUGUGUGUGAGUGUGUGUACGUGUGUAUCCAAAUAUGACACACAGAAGGUGUGGGUGUGGUUGGCAUGAGUUUUGGGUCGACUUACUCGUUUGUUUGUUUGUUUGUUUUUAUUUUUGUGGCAUCGCCUGGGUACCAGGAUGCUGUCCUUCUGUGAGUUUCUCUCCUGGCCAAGGAUGUCCAAUGCUUUCCACUGUCCGUGCCCUCUCCAGUUUCUACUCACACACACUACGGCCUCCUCUUCCUCACGGUCCUCCUCCUCCUCCUCCUCCUUUCUAUGUGACAAGCUUAUGGACUCACCGUGUUAGAAUUGUAAAAAAGAAAACAAAAAAAAUUCCGGAAGAACAAAAAGAAAAUAUGAUUUUAUAUUCAUUUGAGAGUUUUACACUACUUUAAAUUAUUAAUUUGCACAUUAGGUACAAAUGUAAAUAGCAAAAAGAACAAAACAAGAUUAGUUUAUUGUUA
Molecule: messenger RNA, 6452 nt
Organism: Alosa alosa (allis shad)
Lineage: Eukaryota; Metazoa; Chordata; Actinopteri; Clupeiformes; Clupeidae
Gene: otud7a
Product: OTU deubiquitinase 7A
Biological process (GO): protein deubiquitination involved in ubiquitin-dependent protein catabolic process; protein K63-linked deubiquitination; protein K48-linked deubiquitination
Cellular component (GO): nucleus; cytoplasm
Molecular function (GO): DNA binding; K63-linked polyubiquitin modification-dependent protein binding; zinc ion binding
Source: RefSeq, a predicted model, not a curated record